CUGUGCUAGACAUAUCCAAGACGAAAAUGUAUGAGUACCAUUAUGAUGUCAUGCAAAGGCAUUAUGGAGACAGGAUUAAACUAAUGUACACUGACACAGAUUCACUGAUAUAUUAUAUUGAAACCCAAGAUUUUUAUGUAGACUUGGCUGCUAAUUCUAAUCUACUGGACCGGAUGGAUACUGCUAACCUGUCCAGUGACCAUCCGUGUUAUGUGGCAACCAGAAAGAAGGAGCCGGGGUUCUUCUCCGAUGAAGUGGACGGGGAUAUUAUUACAGAGUUUGUUGCGUUGAGGGCGGAAUCAUAUGCCUUCAACAUAUAUGCUAGAGAGGACAGAGUAGGAGGAGAGAAGAUCAAAGCGAAGGGUAUCAGAGCUCAUGUGGUUAAAAACCAUAUGACUCUCGAGGACCAUAAAAAGUGUUUGUUUGAUGCAGAUGGAGUGGAGGCGUACAAGGAGAAUGUUUCGAUCAGGUCGUUUAACUACCAACUCAUGACGAUAAAGACCAGAAAAUUAACGUACAACAAUUAUGAUGAUAAGAGGGUGGUACUAGAGGAUAAAAUAAAUACACUGGCGCAUGGCCAUUAUAGUAUAGAGGAAGAUGUCUUAUGGCCUGAAUUAGAUGAAGAAGGACAGAACUGGAACGAGGAAGAGAAAGGAUUAAUGAAAAGCCUUCUACAUUACAUAACCUGAUUUUAUAUACUAUAUUUUUUUUCUAUUAAUUAGUUUUAUUGUAAAUAUUAAACGUUAUAUAGUUUGUUAUAUAU
This is a messenger RNA of Acyrthosiphon pisum (pea aphid), 763 nucleotides long. RefSeq lists its product as uncharacterized. The record is from RefSeq and is a predicted model, not a curated record. The transcript has 3 exons. The coding region runs from base 27 to 689 and encodes 220 amino acids. Lineage: Eukaryota; Metazoa; Arthropoda; Insecta; Hemiptera; Aphididae.